This is a messenger RNA of Capsella rubella, 1399 nucleotides long. RefSeq names its product probable N-acetyltransferase HLS1. NCBI's taxonomy places the organism in Eukaryota, Viridiplantae, Streptophyta, Magnoliopsida, Brassicales, Brassicaceae. Bases 27 to 1232 code for a protein of 401 amino acids. The record is from RefSeq and is a predicted model, not a curated record. Gene Ontology annotation, molecular function: acyltransferase activity, transferring groups other than amino-acyl groups. The transcript is spliced from 3 exons.
ACUUUAUUUCGUCGUAACACCUACUUAUGUCUAGUAGUAAGAUAGCGGCCGCGGAGGCAGUAGCAGCUGCGGCGGUGGUGGUGGUGAGAGAAUACGAGGAGGAGAGGGACAAGCAUGACGUGGAAGAGAUGGAACGAAAAUGUGAAGAAACCGGGAAUCAUCAACAUGGCAAACCGGUUAUGGUCUCUGAUCUAUUAGGCGAUCCGGUUUGUCGCGUUCGUCAUUUUCCGUCUCACACUAUGUUGGUAGCAGAGUACGGAGAAGGGAGGAAGAAGGUGGUGGGAGUUGUGAGAGGAUGCGUUAAAACUGUGACUAGAGGAGGCGGCAACCCCAUUUUUGUCAAACUCGCUUGUGUUCUUGGUCUUCGUGUUUCUCCUUCCCAUCGGAACUUAGGCAUAGGAACAAAAUUAGUGCGAGCACUAGAAGAAUGGUUCAAGCAACAAGGCGCAACCUACGCGUACAUGGCCACUGAUUAUACCAACGAGCCUUCCAUUAACUUGUUUACCAAGAAAUGUUCCUAUGUCAAAUUCCGUACACCGACAAUGCUGGUCCAACCGGUUCACGCCCAUAGCAAACCGAUCGGUUCAGAUAUAUCUAUCCUCGAAUUAACUCCCCAAACCGCCGAGUCAAUCUACACUCGAAUCUUCAAAGACUCAGAAUUCUUCCCUCGUGACAUCGACGCAAUCUUAACCAGCCGCAACAGCUUGGGAACGUUUAUAGCCGUACUAAAUGAAAAUCACGGCCCCAAAUCAAACCUCGAUGACUUGUCAGCUAAUUUCGCGAUAUUAAGCGUUUGGAGCACCAAAGACGUAUUCAGGCUGCAAAUGAAAGGCGUUUCUUGGUUAACCCACGCGUUUUGCUCCGGUUCAAGACUCCUCGAUUCUUGCAUGCCAUGGAUGAAAUUACCUUCGUUCCCUAACGUGUUCGACAAGUUUUGGGUUUAUUUCAUGUAUGGCAUGCACAUGGAAGGCAAAGACGGCCCACGUCUCAUGAAGAGUUUAUGCUCUUUUGUGCACAACAUUGGGAGAUACGACGGAGGAUGUGGAGCUCUAGCAGCAGAGCUUAGUCCAUCAGACGCGGUGGCUUUGGUCGUACCUCACUGGAAACGGCUUUCAUGGGCCCAAGAUCUCUGGUGUCUCAAGAAACUCUCCGAUGAACCUGAACAGUCCGAUUGGACUAGGUCGAGAUCUUCUUCUUCCUCUGUGAUUUUCGUUGAUCCUCGUGAUAUCUAACGAAUGCUCCAAAAAGAUUUAACUUUACCCUACUACUGUACAUAAAGAUGAUUAAACAAACAAAAAAAGAAAAGAACAUUUAAUCAUCUGACUCUUUACAUACUGUAUUUAAGAGUGUUCUGAAGUAGAAUAGUCUUAUUAGUACUACUUAGCUGAAUUCCUCUGUA